CUUCUUCUUCCCCUCCUUUUGUGCUUCUUUGUCUCGUGCGUGAGUGCGUGCGUGCGUGUUUCGAGUCCCCUUCGCUUCCCUUCCUACUCGAGAGACAGCCGUGUGCGCUCAACGCCGAAGGUGCGCUGUCACGUUACUGCGGCGGAUGAAUUAGCACGUCGGUUUGAACGUCUCGGAGCUCGGUUGGGUGACGGAACACGCCUUCAGCUGGAUGCCAAAAUCUGGAAAACCUAUGGUGCUGAGUGCCAUUGGCGGUGGUACCAGAUUCGGGAGCGCUGCUGCAGUUCCUCACAGUUCCGCUUUAUCGUUUACCAUCUCGAGCUCCUGAGGUGGAUUCGUCGAGGCUUGAUAGUAUAUGGAGAUCUUGAUGGAGUUUCUCUGCACUGCCAGUCGUCCCUGGCUUCCCUCAUGGGCUCACUUUGAUAUCCGACAGCUGUAUCCUAUCAGGGUUUCAACCUUCAUUAGUAGGAGACGAGGAGACUUGCAGUGUUUAGUGCAUCUUUUUUUUUUGAUCCCAUACUGUUUUGUCCCUAAAUCCAUUUCUUCGGCAGUUAUUCUUUAAAAGUUAAAGUUAGUGGCAAGUCAUACCGUGUUGGCUUAUGUAUGGAGGAUUAUGCUUUCCUAUUAAAUUAUACGGAAUGUAAAUUAGGGAGGAAGGGGCUGUCUUCAUCAUUACUAGAAUUUCUCUCACUGCAGUACAUGUUUUUGAACCAGUCGUAAUGUUGCUACUCUAGGCGUAAGUCUGUGCUAUUUUCUCUCCUUUUCGAUCUUUUGCAUGAACCAUUCAUCUACAGAAACACCUGUUCCUGUAUCAAAGACAGAGUACGAGUCAGAGAGGAUGGCUACUUUUAUUGCUGACGUGAACCUUGAUCGCGGCAGGAAUGUGAGCUGAUGUGGAACCGCGGUUAUGUGCUCUCUUGAAUGAUGCACCACUGGUGUUAUCAUGUGCAACCUGUGUGAUCAUUUGUAGCUCUGUGUUUUACGUUGUUGAACGUGUACACAAGCUGGGGCAGGAAUGGGUGGUUGCGAGUUGACAAAUCUUUUCACAUGGAAUGCGUUCGGCUGGCCGAGUGCAUCUAUCAUCCACGCGGAAGCAGUGACUUCAAUGUGCUAUCCACGGUGUGAAGAAGUUGUGUAAUAUUUGGGGUUGAGGGAUUGCGAAGCAUAAAAGGAUACUUUCUAUGACAGAUCACAACGGCGUCGCAUAACAUGAUUCCGCAAAGGCGUUCAUUUUAUACGGAAUCAGCAUCUUCACGAAAUCAGUUGGAACAACUGAAUACUAGGGGAUGCUGCUGCACUGUUUAGCUUGGUUGGCUCCAAGGCAGGUUUCUCACCAGGAACAUCUUCGACCACUAUUGUUCUAAUUGGAAUAUUCUGCGACAUACUUCGAUGUAUGACACGCGCGCGGGAUUUCACUUGUUUUUGACUCCGGCUACUCAUGUUCACAGUUGUGGCGAGGAGGCUUCUUCUCUACUCUCCUGUUAUGGUUUGAAUACUUGGCUCAAUUUAUAGGUUGGUGCAAUGGUCUGGUCAUAUUCCUAAGGUUUUCCCGCCGAGGUGCUCACACUUGGCUUUACUGAAAGUCCAUGUCGACACUCUAUCUAUUCCAGUGGAAACAAGUUGGGACAAUUUUCUCAUCUACCUAGGCUACAACGUUCUCGUCUUCAGGACCGGAGGACUUCCAAUGACGCUUGAAUCCCCACUCAGGUCAUUCUCUCAAAGUAUCACACUCAAUGAGGGCAAGCGUUACUUUACCAAUCCUCAAAAUAUUCCAACACUCGUUUGUAUUGAUGUUAUAGUUAGUCGAGGGUAAACAAGCAAGUUAUUGCAGUGUGGGCAUGAUGCCUUCUUGGCUGGAUGGGUCAAGGGGAUCCUCAUCUCCUUCAACAUCCAAAUCAAACCACCAAUCCCCACCAUGUGCCCGAUAUCAUCCAUACGCCCGGAAGCAACAAUUAGGUGGAAAUGUAACGAGGUUGCUAGCAUUGAGGGAGGUCGCACCCAGUGUUAAACGACCUGCAAGGUGGCUGUGGGGGAAGGCUGCUUCUGGAAGUGCAGUUCAUGCAGGGCCUCGGUUGGAAUCAACCAGUGCGAAAUUGGCAAUCACUUCAUGGGUGGAGGCUGAAUCGCUUCGUUACUGCACUGCUAAAUAUUGCCCUCUACAACCAGCUCCGCGGUCAACCAUAGCAGCUGCUUUCAGCCCUGAUGGCAACACCUUGGCUUCUACACAUGGCGAUCAUACAGUGAAAAUCAUCUGCUGCAGAACUGGGCAAUGUUUGAAGGUUCUAAGUGGACAUCGGCGAACACCAUGGGUGGUACGUUUUCAUCCAGCAAGCUCAGAAGUGCUAGCUAGUGGGAGCCUUGAUAAUGAAGUGCGGUUAUGGAACGCCAAUACAGCUGAAUGUGUUGGUUCUCGAGAUUUCCACCGACCAAUAGCUUCACUUGCCUUUCAUGCUCAAGGAGACCUGCUCGCUGUUGCAUCCGGACAUAAGCUGUAUAUAUGGCAGUUCACAAAAGCAGGAGAUGUUUCACCGACCAUUGUUCUUCGGACUCGCAGAUCUCUUCGUGCUGUUCAUUUCCAUCCACUUGCUGCUCCAUUCUUACUUACUGCAGAGGUAAAUGAUUUGGAUUCUCCAGACUGUCCAAUGACUCUAGCCACAUCACAAGGCUAUCUGCACUACCCACCCCCAGCCAUUCAUUUUACUCCGUCCACAUCAAGCACUCUAUUACCCAACCACUCUGUAUCAAACCAAGUAUCAUUUGUGCCACUACCCAGUUGGUUUUGGCCGGUGCUAACAACUGGCUCAGACCUGAUAUUUCAAACGGAUCUUCCUACAGCCGUUGAGGCUGGAGAUGACGGCAAUGUAAACUUUGCAGAAGACAGCACAAGUCCAAUUGCUGAAUCAGAGCUGAAUGUAGAUACAGGUAGGCCCUCGCUUAUGACGGAACUCCAAUUUCCUGAUUUUUCGUCGCCUGCCCCUAUGGACAUCUCGCCUCGACCUGUUCACGAUGAUGUUUUUGGAGACUCUACUGCCAACGAUGUCUCAACCAGCGGCCGAGAACCUCUAGAAGAAGGCGAAAUAUUGGAAAACAAUGAGUCAAUAAAUGACUUUAACUCCCAAAGCAGAUUAAAUGCACAUGAUCGCAUCCGUGGAGCUCCUUGGGAAAUAGGAGGUUCUACCUCUCAUCCCGCUUCGAUACCACCAGCUGGGUAUAGUAAUACAGCCUCAACUAGGGGUCCUUCAAGCAUUCCUAUUCCUAUUCCUUCUUCUACGUCUCCUCGACAGGAUAGUGGGGGUGCAGCACUUGGACCAGCCGUGUGGCCUAUGAGUGCUUUUCCAAACCUGAACACUCAAAUGCUGGGAGGAGCUUCUGGGGGAAUACCAUCUUUCCAGAAUUUUCUUCCAGUGGGAGAGUACACAGGAUGGGAGCUACCGUUUCUGCAUGGAUGGGUUCAAGGCCAACAAGCGCAAGCUGGGACAGCUCCAUCAGUGGUCCCGUCAACCGUUCCUGUUUCUGGGCCUUGGCAAAGUGCUCAGGAACAGCAGCAGCAGAAUGCAGCGAUAUCAGUUGCCUCUGUUGCAAUUGCAGCAGCAGUGGCUGCUGCAAGGACAGCUGCUCGAGCAGGUGCAGGUGUGGUUGGAGCACCAAACGCUGGAAUUGGGGCUGAUAUUGGAGCUGCAGGAUCAGGGGUUAGUUCGCGAAUGGGUUCAAGUCAUGGCAUAACUAUCCCUGGAAGAGGAGGUGCUAACAUUGGUGCUGCGGAGGCGGCGGCUGCGCAAGCAGCAAUGGCAGCCGCUGCUGCUGCAGCCGAACUUCCAUGCACUGUAAAGUUGAGGAUAUGGCCUCAUGAUAUUAAGCGUCCUUGUGCAACAUUGGAUCCUGAGACAUGUCGCCUGGUUAUUCCUCAUGCUGUGUUGUGCAGUGAAAUGGGUGCGCACUUUUCACCUUGUGGUCGAUUUCUAGCUGCGUGUGUUGCCUGUGUGUUGCCCAUGGCGGAUUCUGAUUCACGGCGUGGGAAUACGACGGGUUCACCAGCUCCUGGAUCGUCAGCUCAUUCUCCUACUCAACACCCAAUUUCCUCACAGCAAGUCAUAUAUGAGUUGCGAGUGUACUCACUUGAAGAGGCCACGUUUGGACAAGUGCUUGCUUCAAGAGCUGUGAGAGCUGCCCAUUGCCUUACUUCAAUCCAGUUCUCACCUACCUCAGGUCACAUAUUGCUUGCAUAUGGUAGACGCCACAAUUCACUUCUUAGAAGCCUUGUCGUGGACGGCUCAGCAACUAUUCCAAUUCGAGUGUACACUAUUCUCGAGGUAUACAGAGUUUCAGAUAUGGAGCUUGUGAGAGUACUUCCCAGUGCUGAGGAUGAAGUGAAUGUGGCGUGUUUUCAUCCCCAAGUUGGUGGCGGUCUUGUAUAUGGAACAAAGGAAGGAAAGCUCAGGAUAUUAAGACAUGACCGAACGCCACUGUAUUUGAAUCCUCGUUCAGGAUUAGAAGAUGAACUACUUGAGGCAGAGACCUUGGAUCCGCUAAGCUUUGGAAUGGUGGCCGACAUCGGUAAUACCUUGUGAAAGAAAAUUUGAAGUUCUUCCAGUACUCUUGUACCAGAAGUGAGCAGAGGUGUGUAUACUUGCCAGGUUUAGAGGCUCCUUUUUUGAAGUAGGCUUUGUUUGUUUUAGGUUGAGGAGCACUUACCAGAUCAAGGAGCUGUAUCGGGAACGUGACAGCUCAGAAUAUAGUACUGAUCAGAAUAUUGGGGCGUAACGUCUGUCAAGGAAAAGGUAUAGAAGUUACAAAAAGGAUUAAAAUACGAUAGUCUGAUUUACAGCAUUAUUGACCACUGAGCCGCACUGAACGUCUUGCCAUGCAUUAUUUUAAGGCUGAUGUCCUGUGAUUCUUAGUAUUGAUCUCAA
Messenger RNA from Physcomitrium patens, 4910 nucleotides. NCBI's taxonomy places the organism in Eukaryota, Viridiplantae, Streptophyta, Bryopsida, Funariales, Funariaceae. The record is from RefSeq and is a predicted model, not a curated record.